Cinara cedri is the source of this 3741-nucleotide messenger RNA. The record is from the annotation of a GenBank genome assembly. Lineage: Eukaryota; Metazoa; Arthropoda; Insecta; Hemiptera; Aphididae.
AACGUAUUAUAUAGAUUUUUUAAUCGAUGACCCGAAAGGUCCUCGCCGAGGUUAUCGCAGUUCAGGUAUCCGUGUUUAAAAUUACGCAUAGGUACCUACCGACGUGCCUAUAUUAGUUUACGGCAAUCCGUUACGUCCUUCGCGCGUAAAUUAAAUAGGUACCGAACUAAAGACACAGGUUGUUGGUCCACUUCUUUUCUCUCUUGUUAUUUAUACGCGCAAUAUAAUCAGUCAUGUCGAAAUUUUCGUGCCUCUUGAUAUUGACCAUAUUGUGUACUCUGGCCGCGGCUGAAAAAAUUGCUCCAGAAUACGAAAACGUGUUGGACGUAGACCUGACAGAAUCCGGAAACGAAGAAAUUGAAGAGCAUAAACUGAGUGAGUAGAACGAUUUUGGGAUUAAUUUAUUGGGUAGGUAUUAUGCGUGUCUGUUCAAUUUAAUUGACAUAUAAAUUAGACCACACAUUAGAACUCAGAACGUUUAUAAAAAUCGUAAACUAGUUUAUUUAAGUAUAUAGGCUGAACAAAGUUCAUGAACUAUUUUUGUUUUAAUGAGCUUGCUUAAUAAUAUAAAUUUACUUGAAUUUAAAUUAAUUUAAGUUAAUUUUAAUAACUUAAUGCAUUUUCAGUGAUUUUUAUUAAAUAUUAAGUAUGUACAAUUAUAAUACUACUUAAUUAUCUCAAAAAGGAAUUUACAAUCUUUGUAUUAUUAUGAAAAAAGAGCCGAUACCGGAGAUAAGUGCGGUCACAAUAGUAGAUGGGUAAGAAGCUAAAAAAGUGGGAUAGGUAGAUAUCAAGUUAUUUAACUUUUUACAAAAAAAAUUCGGAGCGAAGUUCGGUGAUACAUGUUUUGAAAGGCCGUAGUAUUUAAGUUUUUCGUCGAAUUUCGAUUUUAACUCUUGUAAAAAAAAAAACUACAUUACAUUAAUAUUUUAUUUUUACCAAUAUGUACGACUUUUUACCACAUAUAGAAAAAUCAAAUAUAGGUUUCAUGUCAAAAUUUAAAAUAAUAAAAUAAUAUUUUCGUAAAUUUCCCCGUCCUUUCUACGUAUUUUUCGGGUUCGCUCAAUUAUUAAUUGCUCCAGUUAUUUUCCUAAAUUGUCAAUGUAAAAUUUAAAUUUGAAUUAAAAUUAACGAUUCAAUUAAAAUUAAUUUAUGUUUCGUUUAUAUAUUUUGAAUGGAUGAAAGUUUAUUUUGAGUUCUGAAUUAGGGAUAACACAGUACUGCUAAAUAUGUAAAUAUAUUUUUAUAUUAUUACUAUCAUAAUAUACGGUUCUUCUGAUAGGCUGAAUUCAAAUUUGAAUUUCUUUUGUCUCUAUUAUUAUAUUUGUAUUCAUCGCAUUUAUUCAUGGUAAUGUUAUAUCAGGUGCAGCGUUUAGGGGGGCAUGUCAUCCCUAGAUAUUGAACUACCUAUAAAUAAUAACUUUCAGAAAUCUGUAUAGAUGUUUAGAGUGUUAAUAAAUAUAUAAUCACAGCUCUUAUUCAAAAGAAUCUACCCUCUUUCCUGAAUAUUUUAUAUUUGACGGGGCAUCCUUGAUCACGGACAUUUUAUAUAUCAAUUUUUUUUAGACUUAUGAUGUUUUUAUCUAGGGCAGUAAAUACUAUAUUAAUGUACUUUGGGCCGCAGCCGGUAUUGAAAAUAAAAUAAAAAUAAAUAAAACAUAUUAUUAGAUAAUAUGAUAAAAUAUUACAUAAAUAUUUGUUAUCCAUAAUAAUGAAAAUAAAUAAUAAAACAAAUUGGAUAGGAAUAUUAUAUUAAUUAUGCAAUUAAUACAAAUGAUUUACUUAUUUAAAAUUUAUUUAUAUAUGUAUUACAGUUAAUAAAUGUUAUGACAAACAAACUAAAUCAUCCUACAAAGUUGAUUCCACUUGGUAUCCAGAAGGGAAAUGUGAACAACGUGUUUGUUCCAGGGAAAGAAAUUCAAAAUCUCCGACUAUUAAAUCUAUGGUGUAAGCAUACACUAUAUCAAAUAUAAAUAUUAAAAAAUUGAAAUAUUAUAUUUUUAUAAUACCAUGUUUCAGAUGUGAACCAUGCACAAGUUGUACUCAUCCAGAUCAAACAUGUCAGCCCUUCAGAGCUGAGAAAAACUAUCCAAAGUGUUGUCCAAAAUGUCUCGCAAAGUCUGACAUACUUAAGAAAACAACAAAAAAACACAAACAAAUUUAACCAUUUGAUAAUUAUUAAUUUUAGUUAAACCCUAUAAUACAUAGUAAUUACCUACUGGUCCAGAUAUUUAUCAUAUUCAAAUUUAUAAAUAUAUUUCUUAAAUUUUAUAUUGAUCGUUGUUAUAGUGUACCAAUGUAGAUGUAUCAAAAAUGUAACGCAUAAGACCCUGGGUAAAGCACAGUUUUUAAAUGAAUACAGACGGCAUAAUUUUCACCCAUAGGUAUUUGUUUGCAUCAAACAUGAAUUGGGUUCUAAUAACGUACGAUUGUUAAUGCUUGUUGACCAAUAAUUUUUUAUACUCCGUAUGAAAUAACUUGCGGUUGAAUUUUCAUAGUAUUUAUAAGUGUAUAAUAUUAAUUAAUUAAAUACAUUUAUAUAUAUUAUUAUAUACAUAAUAGGUACAUUGUACAGAUAAAAAAUAGUAACAAAACAAUUAUGACCCAUCACUUGUAUUUUUCGGUAGAAAACAUAUCACCGUGACCUGGUAUAAUCCAAUCUACUUGUUCCAUAAUAAUUUUUCUAUAUUUUCUUUGUGAAUCUGGAUUUUCACUACCGGCACUAAUCCAUAUAGAUUCAUCAGUUAUAUCGUUUUCGUUUUCAAACAAAUCGCCUACAAUGCCAAUAGAUUCUUUGGCAGUUCGAACGAUAACGGACACGUCGGCCAGUGUGUGUCCAGGGGUUGUGACAAUACGAAUGUUCUCAUCGAUUUCAUAGACACCGUCGCUGUUAAAAAACGCACCGUCGUCAUAGUACAUCUGUUUGUAGCUAACGCAUCGGCCGACCAGAUGUUUUGCGUUCAAAAAUAAAUUAUUGUUACCUAAAUGAUCCGAGUGGCCGUGAGUACUGACAACAUAAUCAAUGUCGUCACAGCUGACGCCGUGCCGAUCAAUCGCUUCUAUUAAUCGUUUACCGUCCCACGGAGUCAUCGUGUCAACAAUAAUGUUUUUCGGCCCUUUGACCAAUGUGCAUGUGCAGUUGGCCAUCAUACCGCCUUCCGUUGGAUGACAAUAGCCGACAAAUAGAACGUGAACUUCGUACAUGUCGGACAAAAUUAAACGAACGAGAAUAAAUACUUAGACGGCACGGCCACCGAUCCAAACGAAUGUUAAUUAGUCAACAAACACGAUUGGAAAACGCAACGUAAACGAGUUGAUAUGCUCACGACCAUGAUAAGAUACGUGCAAUUUAAUAUUAUCUUUAAUCAGACUUACAACCGUGACAGUAUUACCAUUUAUUAUCAAUAUUUCAACCGUUAUCAGCUUUGUUGGUUUUUUUUAUUAUUCGUACGCCUUAUAGUAUAAGGCAGUGGUUCGCAACCUAGGGUCUGCGGACCCACCGGUAGCCCGCCAGGCAAUAUCCACCGAACGACCGAACUCUACUGAACAUAGUUGUUCAGUGGCAAUAUCUACAAAAUUUAAUAGAAUACGUACAUGAGAUCGCUUAUAUUUAUUUGCGUAGUUAAAAUUCCGUAAUUUGGCCUGAAUGGAUAAUGGAUAGUUGCUUGCGCAUUGCCGGUUUAGAAUGCUGAUUGACUUUUUUUCCGUGGCUUAUUUCGCUUAUGCGAGGUUUGUGGCUCG